Messenger RNA from Xylaria bambusicola, 1128 nucleotides. Its product is annotated as ribosome-assembly protein 3-domain-containing protein. Gene Ontology annotation, biological process: ribosomal large subunit assembly. NCBI's taxonomy places the organism in Eukaryota, Fungi, Ascomycota, Sordariomycetes, Xylariales, Xylariaceae. Gene Ontology annotation, cellular component: preribosome, large subunit precursor. The record is from RefSeq and is a predicted model, not a curated record. The transcript has a single exon. The coding region runs from base 315 to 572 and encodes 85 amino acids.
GCUUCUAUUUUGGGCUAUUUCAGGAGAAUAAUUUAUACAGAAGCUUGAUACGAUUGCGAUGUCGCUGAAGAGAGGUUGUGAGUGGACACUGAAUACAAGCAUAUUCCCCGAUAUAUGAAUAGACUGUAUCCUAGGAGGUUACCUACCUACAAUGUACUGUAGGUGAAGUCUUGGCCCCCUUCAACUUUGAUAGAGCCAGCCCAUGGCAUUCAUCAACCACUCGAGCUUUUCUCUAGACGGCGCAGCUCUCAAAGCCAUAAAAAAACCAAGUCGAAUCGCCACAUCACAUCACAUCACAUCGCAACACCAAUAAGAUGGGGACAACAGGAGACCAAAAGACAGCAAUGGACUUCACCUCUUACUACCUGCAGCAGUCGACCAAAGAAUUUGCCGAAGACCUGGACAAGAUUCGCAACGCUGACGAUUUCAAGGGCGAUGCGCUACCCAUGCUGAUCAGGUCGUUGCAGCAGGGCACUUCUAUGUUCUCAGCAGCAGACCAGAAGAGGAUUGUGAAAGCCAAGCAGACUGGUCCAGUCAGCGAAGGGACCGAUGGCGAGAAGGAAUCCGCGUGAGCGAUGAUAAAAGUGCGGUUUGCGAGACUUCGAGAAGCUGUGCCGAUGGUAUUGGGAUUUGAUUGAGCCGCGUGGUGUGCGGAUGAAGCACCAUUGCCAUAACAAGGCGAAUACAUCUGUUUUCAGACGCUAUGCUUGUAUGUAUUCACACCCUCCGUACAUUUUUUUCGUGACUAGCGAUUGACUAGAGUAGUACGCAGGCUCUUCUCUUGCUACUGGACACGCAAGGACGUCUGAGAUGAUCGAUGUUGAAUGGACGGGCUAGGCGGAGAUUACUUUCCCACUUGUUGCUUGUCUACCCCGUAUUAGUUCGUAUAUACAUAGCAUGCCACGCUCCAUUCAGUUUAGGUGGGUUUAGGAUACAAAUGAAAACGUGCACGCAUCUUCUAUCGUAGUGAGCCGGGUUCUUACGAUAAAGUUGUCUAGCUCUUAGGCUACAUAGCCCAGAGGAAUUGAAUACCAGAAUCUGCCAGAGGUCGUGACCAUCAUAGGCGAUGACACAUGCUAUUCAGAAAUAUAGUGGCAUGUAGCUCUAGACUAAACCGAUAAUCAAAAA